This is a messenger RNA of Vitrella brassicaformis, 727 nucleotides long. Lineage: Eukaryota; Vitrellaceae. The record is from the annotation of a GenBank genome assembly.
UUUUGGUGAAUGCGUGUGAGCUCUCAGAAGGUACGAGUUUGCAGCUCUUGUUCUUGCCCUCGUUUUCCAGCCUUGACGGCAGCUGCGUGCAUACAAGAUGAGAGACACAGGUCAGCAUGAUCCAUGCAUGAGCUUGUGUGUCUCAUUCGUCAUACCUGUCGAGAGCCAUUGGUCAUGCCCCGGGAAGAUCUUGAUGACAGAGGGCACAGGGGAUUGCUUGGCAAAAUGCUUGCUUCUGGCCGAGGAGACUGGGAAUUUGAUGCUCUCGAAGUCGCUGCCGGCAAACCUUGCUAUGGAUUGCGAAGAACUCGAAGAGGUGAACUUCUGGACGACGAAAUGCAUAGGUCACAGCAACACGAGACAAGGGCAGGAGUCAUGAGUUUGCCUCUCUGUUUACGACACGAUCGGCCGGCGCCAUGCAGAAGGAACCGCCGUAUGUGACCGUCAUGAUUCCGGGGUCCUUCUUGCAGUUCCUCUUGGCGUCAUUGGCUGUCUGACAUGUGCCUUUGGCCUUGUCGUUGAGGGCGAUGCCCAUGACUAUCUCGUUGACGACGCACACCUUUCCUUUCCCGCAACCUUGUUUGAUGAGUUUCAUCGUUCUCAUCGAACUUAUUCAACUCAUCGAACAGCUGGAAGCCGUGGAGAUGUUCGACUUUGAGCUUGCCGCCGGAGGCCGCUUCAGUCUCGUGCGUGUUCCGUGAAGGCCCCUUGUGCUUGGUGUGCUUAG